UACUCAAGAAUAUCACUAUAUCUGUCAUUGGAUCAAUUUAUAUGGUCCAUUUAUAAGUGUUAAUUAAACAAAAAAUAUUAUUAAUUAAUAUCAGUGUAGUUUAAAAUCAGUGAUCAACAAAAUUCAUAAUAAUGCAAGCUUUAAAAAAUACAUUACGACCGUUCCUUUCAAGUAAUUUUACUGGAAUACUCGUACAAAGAGCUGGAAUAAAAAUAUUUCCACCACCUGAAAAAGUUAAAGAUGUUGAAUUUCCUGAAAGAAAUAAACUUCGUAUUAUGGAAAAGGUUCCACAAUAUCCACCUUCUUUACGUCCUUUUAAAAUGCAGAAGAGGUUAAGGCUCAUGCGUGGUCCUGAACCUGUACAUAACACUUUAUUACACAAACAGUUUGGAAUUAUUGCAUUAGGAGGUGGAAGAUUAAAAUACGGUCAUUUUGAAAUGAUACGUAUGACUCUUCUACGUAAUUUUGAAUUUGAUGAUAUGUUUGCUAUUUGGCGCGUUGAUCCACCAUGGCAGCCUAUUACUAAAAAGCCUCAAGGUUCACGUAUGGGUGGUGGUAAGGGACCAAUAGAUCAUUAUGUUACUCCAGUUAAACCUGACAGAGUGAUCAUAGAAGUUGGUGGAAAUAUCAAAUUUUUUCAAGUAAAAAAAGUAUUACAGGACAUAGCAAAUAAAUGUCCAUUUAAAGCUAUGGCAAUUAGUCAAGAAAUCUUAGACAAAAGAGCAGAAAUUCAAAGGAGAAACGAGGAAAAUAAUUUAAAUCCUUGGACGUGGAAAUAUAUUAUUCAAAAUAAUAUCGGUGGUUGUCAUAAAUGGAUAUCACCAGUUGACAAAUUAUGGUUCGCUAAAUAUUUGUAAAUAAAUAAUAUAUUUAAUAGUACUUGAACUAAAUGAAUCACUAAAUGAAAAAUAUUCGUUAUUUAAUAAGUUAA
Messenger RNA from Polistes dominula (European paper wasp), 931 nucleotides. RefSeq names its product mitochondrial ribosomal protein L16. NCBI's taxonomy places the organism in Eukaryota, Metazoa, Arthropoda, Insecta, Hymenoptera, Vespidae. Gene Ontology annotation, biological process: mitochondrial translation. The record is from RefSeq and is a predicted model, not a curated record. Gene Ontology annotation, molecular function: structural constituent of ribosome; rRNA binding. Gene Ontology annotation, cellular component: mitochondrial large ribosomal subunit; ribosome.